AUGCCGAGACGCACCGACAUCGACUCCAUCCUGCUCAUCGGCUCCGGCCCCAUCGUUAUCGGACAGGCGUGCGAGUUCGACUACUCCGGGACCCAGGCCCUGAAGGCCCUCAAGGAGGAGGGGUUCCGGGUCAUCCUGGUCAACUCCAACCCCGCCACCAUCAUGACCGACCCGGAUUUCGCGGAUCGGACCUACGUCGAGCCCCUGGACGCGGGCAUCAUCACCAAGAUCAUCGAGGCGGAGCGCCCCGACGCGCUGCUGCCCACCUUGGGCGGCCAGACCGCGCUCAACCUCGCCAUCGAGCUGGCGGAGACCGGCGUGCUGGAGCGCUUCGGCGUGGAGAUGAUCGGCGCCCGGCUCGAGGCCAUCAGAGGCGAGGCCGCGGUACCGUCUUCAAGGAGGCAUGGGUCUCGGUGGGGCUGGCUCUCGCCUCGGAGCGGGUACCGCAUCACGCGCUGA
Geodia barretti is the source of this 459-nucleotide messenger RNA. The record is from the annotation of a GenBank genome assembly. NCBI's taxonomy places the organism in Eukaryota, Metazoa, Porifera, Demospongiae, Tetractinellida, Geodiidae.